Molecule: messenger RNA, 2116 nt
Organism: Carassius auratus (goldfish)
Lineage: Eukaryota; Metazoa; Chordata; Actinopteri; Cypriniformes; Cyprinidae
Exons: 7
Coding region: 323-1354 (343 amino acids)
Biological process (GO): response to bacterium
Source: RefSeq, a predicted model, not a curated record
GGUUUGUUUUCUAGUAACAUGCUUUGGAACACCUUAUUUCCUGCUUUUUUUUCUCUGUCAAACCACAUAAUGUAUUUUUAGCAAUGAAACAACAUAUAACCACAUAGUUUUGAGAGAAGAAAUCUUCUGUUAACUAUAAUCUGGUAACUUAGCAGUAUGUUUUAUGAUGUGUCUUAAAUGAGAGAUGUUUUGGAGCAAUGGAAGAUGGCUGGGUUAGAGUUUUUUUCUAGCCAUUUUGAUGUGGCAAGGGGUGUGAAAGCAUAAAAGUUAAGGUGAAAGCGCAUAUCUGCAUCAGUUGUCUGGAGCAGAGGCCGAUGGACACAUGGGGAUUUCAAAGUACAAGGAUCAUUUUGGAAGACGACUAAUGAUGAGAUACUGUUUAAUUGUUUUGCUCUCCUCAAUAAUAUUCUGCUCCUCUGAUUUGGAUGUUGUUCAGGAGAAUAAUGUAAAAAUAGUUCGAGCUGGAGAGGAUGUGAAUUUUACUUGCACAUUUUCAAAUGUUCUGCAAGCGACAAAAGCAUGGUUGAAACAGACGGCUGAUGGAAAAUCCUCACAAAUUGUCUCUUCAUAUUUAAAUCAACCACCCAGUUGGAAUAAGAGUUUUGAGAAAACAAAUCGUUUUUAUGUUUUUAAAGAAAAUGAUCAUUUCAAUCUGACCAUUUUAAAUGUAAAGCCUUCAGACACAGCAACGUACUUCUGUGUAGUCUCAUCAUAUAACAUCAUUGGAAUGGGUGCGGGAUCCAGAUUACUUGUCAGAGAUGCAGCCAUGGGUAGAAACACAACUCUUCAGCAGUCUUUGAUAGACACGCUUCAUCCAGGGGAUUCUGUGAGUUUGCAGUGCAGCAUCUUCACUGAGAGUUGUGCAGAAGAACACAGUGUCUACUGGUUCAGACAAAGCUCAGGAGAUUCUCAGGGAGUGCUUUACACAAAAGGAGAGAGAAAUGGUCAGUGUGAGAACAGCACUGAGUCUCAAACACAGAGCUGUGUCUACAAUCUCUUCAAGAGAAAUGUCAGUCACUCUGAUGCUGGGAUUUAUUACUGUGCUGUGGCCGCAUGUGGAGACAUACUGUUUGGAAAAGGAACCAAACUAAAUGUUACAGAAAACGGUCAUGCGAAUCCAGCUCUUGCUGCUCUUGGAAUUUUAACCAUAAUUUGUUUGGCCCUUGUGGUUUUUCUGGGAAUAAAACAAUGCAUUAGUCAGAAUAAAGCACCCAAACCUCUGGAGAGACUAAAUGAAGACACGUUGAAUUAUGCAGCUAUUAGUUUUAGUCAGAAACCUAUUAACACCAGAAGAGCCAAAGUGAACAUCAGUCAGGACCAGUCUCUGUACGCACAGGUCAGAUCACACCAGUGACAUUCAGAGCAUUGAAGGAUUAUUUUACUUCUACACUGUAUAAAUGUUUGUUCAUCCAACAUGUUGUCUUUUAAAAACAUAUUUGGUUGCAUACAUUUAACUUGUCAAAAACUAUUUUCAAUUCUACUUAUCUUCAAAUUAUAGACGAGUUUUAGUGUAAUGAAUGAUCACUGCUGAUACACAUUUGAUUUUCAUUUGAAUUCGCCAGCAAUUACAAACAUACUGGGCAAAUAUUUUCUAAAAGACCCUUGUAAUGUAUUAUAGUUAUCCAUAAUUAAUAAAGAAAAAUAAAGAAUCUAUAAGUCCUAUAAGGAUCAUGUCCAGGGUUUUCCCUAGGAGUUAAAAUAGAGUGUUUUGUUAUACAUCAGAUAAAAGUAGUUAACAAUGUAAUUAAAAUAUGGAUUAAAUGACACGGGUUACUGUGCUAUUUAGACAUUGUUCUGUACAUUGUUAGUUUUUUUAGGCUUAGUAAGGUUUGUUGUUUUCUGGGCAACUUUGAAAAUACAUGUUAUUGUAUGUUCCGUAACAUGUUCAAUAAAGUAAUUUUGUGUUUGUUUGUUUCAUUUGCAACUUCUAAAUGAAUAAAUGUAUAUGUGCAUGUCAUAUAUGAGUAUUCAUGUACAUUGUUCAUAGCCAAUGACGCUGUAGAUGCUUAUUUAAACAAAUACUUAUGAUGAUAUGGGGGGUGGGAGGUGGGCUGAAUUAUUCCUUUAAAAAAGAAAGUGUGUGAAAAUGUGAAUUUUAACAAAUAUAAUAUGUCUC